This is a messenger RNA of Astyanax mexicanus (Mexican tetra), 8609 nucleotides long. It is a transcript of the gene epas1a, whose product is annotated as endothelial PAS domain protein 1a. NCBI's taxonomy places the organism in Eukaryota, Metazoa, Chordata, Actinopteri, Characiformes, Acestrorhamphidae. The record is from RefSeq and is a predicted model, not a curated record. Gene Ontology annotation, biological process: cellular response to hypoxia; regulation of transcription by RNA polymerase II. Gene Ontology annotation, molecular function: protein dimerization activity; DNA-binding transcription factor activity, RNA polymerase II-specific; RNA polymerase II transcription regulatory region sequence-specific DNA binding. The coding region runs from base 408 to 2903 and encodes 831 amino acids. The transcript is spliced from 16 exons.
UGGAGCUCAGAGCGCUAUCGACCUUUAAAGCGCCCGGAGAGAGGAGCAGCUCAGACUGGGAGAGGGAGUGCGAUCCUCGGCAGUGUUCUGAGACUGCACUCGACCAAUCCCACCAGCACCAGUACCGGUACCGGUACCAGUACCGGAGAACUACCGCACAAACCCCCCGGACUCAGCAUGGACCCUCAGCAGGGGAGAUAACCACUGGUGGAUGUUCUGAGUUCCAGUUGAGUUGAGUUGCUGUUUAGAGUUGAGUUGAACUGAGUUGAGUUGAACAGAGUUGACUUGAAUAGAGUUGAGUUGAACAGAGUUGAGUUGAAUAGAGUUGAGUUGAACAGAGUUGACUUGAAUAGAGUUGAGUGAAGGACGUUCUUCGAGCUGGAUCUUCUCUCCCACAGGACUCAACCAUGACCUCAGAGAAAGAGAAGAGAAGGCACCCGUCGGAGCGGCGGAAGGAGAAGUCGCGGGACGCGGCGCGCUGCAGACGCAGUAAAGAGACGGAGGUGUUUUAUGAACUGGCUCAUCAGCUGCCCCUCCCUCACAGCGUCCGCUCACACCUGGACAAAGCCUCCAUCAUGAGACUCACCAUCAGCUUCCUCCGCACACGCAAACUGCUGGCAUCAGGCUGCAUGGGCCGACAGCCGAAAGAGGACAUGCAGAUGGACGCUCUGUACCUGAAGAGUCUGCAGGGCUUUGUUGUCGUGGUGACGUCAGAAGGGGACAUGAUCUUCCUCUCGGAGAACGUCAGUAAAUUCAUGGGUCUGACACAGGUGGAGUUAACGGGACACAGCAUCUUCGAUUUCACGCACCCCUGCGAUCACGAGGAGAUCCGGGAGAACCUCAGCAUUAAAGCAGGGCCGGUUUAUGGCAGGAGGUGUAAAGAGCUGAACACGGAGAGAGAUUUCUUCAUGAGGAUGAAGUGUACAGUUACCAGCAGAGGACGUACCGUCAACCUCAAAUCAGCCACAUGGAAGGUUCUCCACUGUACAGGUCAUUUAAAGGUGUACACCAGCUGCCCCCCGCACGUGUUAUGUGGAUUUACGGAGCCCCCCCUCACCUGUGUGGUCAUGUUAUGCGAGCCAAUCACAAACCCCUCCAAUGUGGACACGCCCCUCGACAGCAAAACCUUCAUGAGCCGACACAACAUGGACAUGAAGUUCAUCUACUGCGACGAGAGGGUGAGAUCUCUAAUGGGCUACAGGCCUGAAGAUUUGGUUGGACGCUCUGCGUAUGACUUCUACCAUGCGCUGGACUCCGACAGCAUGACCAAGAGCCACCAGAAUCUGUGUGCUAAAGGGCAGGCGGUGAGCGGGCAGUACCGGAUGCUGGCCAAACAUGGAGGCUACGUGUGGGUGGAGACUCAGGGCACAGUGAUCUACAACAGCCGUAACUCUCAGCCGCAGUGCAUCGUCUGCAUCAACUAUGUUCUCAGUGAAAUUGAAGAGAAAACCAUCGUCUUCUCCAUGGACCAGACGGAGGCGCUGUUCAAGUCCCGCGACAUGCUGGGCGCCGGCGAACUCUUCUGCCAGGCCGGCUCGGUGUCGGACCCGGAUAGCCUGCUCUUCAACAAGCUGAAGGAGGAGCCCGAGGAGCUGGCACAGCUGGCGCCCAUGCCUGGAGACGCCAUCAUUGCCCUGGACUUUGGUCAGAACGCCCCCCGUCGCUACUUCUACCCCCACAACAACUUCAGAAGGCCACAGUUUGAAGAGCAGUCCAUCUUCUACAAAUAUCCCUGUCAGACUACAGGCAGCAAACUGUGGAAAAUGGACUCUCCAGCUUCCAGCUCCGACAGCGGCCUGCCCAGAACCCUGUCCGACUCCAUGCCCAGCCUGAACAACAUCAGCAGCUGCUCCACUCCUGAGAGUUCAGGAGGAGAUUUUUACGGCACCGGAGAGAAUGAGCUGAAAGUAGAGCUGACAGAAAGACUGUUCGCCCAAACCACCGAGUCCAACAGUCCCACUGAUACACAGUUUGAUCUGAAUGAUCUGGAUCUGGAGACGCUGGCUCCCUACAUCCCUAUGGAUGGGGAAGACUUCCAGCUGAACCCCAUUGGUCAGGAGGAGCCUCUGCCUGAGGCGUGUCCGAGUCUGUACCCCACCCCCCAGCACAGCUUCAACUGCGUCACCCGCCUCUUCCAGCCCCUCGCCCCCUUCACCCCUGACACCAAGACCUGCCCCAGCACCUACCCCAACCCAGACAUCCUGCCCCCAUACCAGAGCCCUGCCACCACCCCGCUGCCCUCCAGAGGGGGCCGGCAGAACCUGCAGUGGCCCCCAGAGUCCUCUCUACAGUAUGGAGGACCGGAGCUGGACGGACAGAAUCUGACAUGUGCUCAAAACCAGCAAAGAAUUUUUGAAGACUUCGCUAAGCCAUGUGAUGACCUGGGCCUUGAUCAGAUUCCACCGUCCGCCAAUUUUAAACGCAAGAGGCAGACCGUGUUCAGCUCCUCCUGCUCUUUCUCAAACACCCCUCAGGAGGGAAUUCCUCGUAGCGAAUCGAUGGAAGACUUGUGGAAGCGAAUGAAGACGAUAACCAAUGACAACUGUGCCUUUACCGCCAGAAACCCCACCAGCUCUGCAGUGCUUGAAGACACUUUCUCAUCCAGACCAGCAGCGGUGGAUUCUCAGAUCAGUGGAAAUCAGCUUCCUCCAGACAAGCCGAGCUUCAGAGAGCACAAACGGCCUUUCACUGAGCAUUUCUGCCCCCCUGAAUUCAAUCAGUACAGCAUGCUGCCCUCCCCCAAACCCACAGGGAUGACGAGUCGACUGCUGGCUCCGUCGUUUGACUCGUUCUGUCUGACGGAGCUGACGCAGUACGACUGCGACGUGAACGUGCCGCUGCAGGGGAACCUCCACCUCCUGCAGGGCAGCGACCUUCUCAAAGCUCUGGACCAGGCCACAUAGAACCAGAACCAGAACCAAGAGAACCACCCUGACCCGGUCCUUCAGCCAAUACUGUGCCUAACAAUCAGCAUGCCUCACUCUCAACAGCUGCCUUUACCACACACCCAGAGACUACACACACACACAUUUAUAUACACACACACAAACACACACAACACGACACGGAUGUAAUGUGUAUUAUAUUUUUAUCUAAGAGUUGUUACUUGUUUAUAAGACUGUAUACUUUUACUGAUCUCUCUACGUGUUGCAUAUUUCGCUCGUGUUCAAGCAUAUUGAAGACAAUAAUGUAUUCAAAUAUAGAAAGUCUAUAAAAAAAUACUACAUCUGCCAGUUGUUCUUUCACUGGUGCAAUUUCUCCGGUCACUACUAAUGUACAUAAAAAUCACGUUUCAUAUUCGUCUUUUAAGUUCAAUUGAAAAAAAUUGCAGAUAAUUUUGCAAUAGUUUCAUAAUAUUUUUUUGGGGGGGCAAAAAGAUAUGAAGUGAAUCGCAUCAGCAAAAAGUGGACGAUUAUGAAUCCAGAUUAUAUUCAGAUAAAAAAAAUACUACAAAAUACGCAAGGUUUGAAAUGAAAAACUCUUAAAAAUAAGAUUAUUACUGUAUUUUUCGGAUUCGAAUCCGGUGCACCGGAUUAUAAGGCGCAUUAAAGGAUACCUACAUCGAAGUGAGCUAGAGUGUCGCCAUGUUUCCUUUCUAAUGGGGAAGCUGAAGGAAGGUGCCUAAGUAAAUAAAACUUGCAAAUUAUAAAAAAGGUUAAUUUGGGUGAGUAAAACACUUCUGUUUAUUUACAGUAAGCUUAGAUUUCCAAUAUUUUACCUAAGGAUGAGUUUCAGUGAAGCUUCUCCAUCACUAAGGGUAGGGGCAGCAGCUUUAGCGUUAGCCGCUAAUCGCAUAUAAUAGCUCUGCGGUUAGCGGCUAAUGCUAAUGCUGCUGCACCUAGCCUUAGUGCUGGAGAAGCUUCACUGAAAACUCAUCCUUAUAACUCUGUACUUCAGAGGAGUGGCUUUACUGCUCCUUAAUACCUGACUGGUAGAAUUUAUACAUAAGGAACACUGGAUUAUAGGGCGCACUGUCAAUUUUGGGGAAAAUGAAAGUAUUUUAAGUGUCCCUUAUAGACCGAAAAAUAUGGUAAUGGUGCUUUAAAAGUUUAUAUAUAUAUAUAUAUAUAUAUAUAUAUAUAUAAAAGGUUCUUUGAGCGAUGCCAAAGUGGAACCACUUCUGGUUCAUCUAAAAAUGUUUAAUCACAUUUAAUUAUGUAGGCUAUGUACUGGCAAUCGAUAGGGCUGGGCAAUUAAUCGAAACAUUGAUCUAAAAAGGAUUCCCAUAAUGCUUUACUCACUGUGUGUGUUCACAUACUUCCACAUUAUAUAUAGUAACGAAACUCCUCCCCCUUCCAGUCUGCAAUUCUGAGACAACAUUGGGUAGAAUAGAAAACCAGAUGAGCAACUUGAGCAAAAAUACCAAAUCCUUUAAAAUAUAUUUCAAAUAAAUCGUUAUCAGUCAUACAUUUUUUUAAAUAAAAACAUUGAUAUAUUUUUCGCUUUGUUUCAAGGCAAGGCAAGUUUAUUUAUAUAGCACCUUUCAUACACAAUGGUCAUUCAAAGUGAUAAAAUUACAAAUGAGAAAAUUAGCAGCCAUCAGCAGCCGAAGUCCGAGCGAGCACAAUUUGCUAUGCUCAAUCUGGGUGGGUACAGCAGGUGGCGCUGUCUUCCCACAGCACUCCUAGUGAGAUGUUGGUCAGCACAGGCGUCUGUAAGCUGAUGUAUCAUAGCUGGGGAUCCGGCGCUUUCCUCAGAGUGUGUUUUUUGUGCUGCCUGUUGCUAUACUGUAAUCAAGGCGAAAUUCUAAAAACUGAAUCAAAGAAAACUUUAAUUAGUAUUCAGUCAAAAAAGCACAGUCUAACGAGAGAGUACAGCACUGCCCUCUAGUGGGCGGGGUUUAAACCCAACACUAAAUGAACCACUUCUGACACCGAUCUUUACAGUAUUUUUACAUCCACAAAAAUGCUUCUUCUGGAACCAAAAGUGAUCAUUUUAAGGCAUCGCUCAAAGAACUCUUUUUUUUUUUGCACUCUUAUUUUUAAGGGUAUAUCUUUCUUUUUAAAAAUUGCUUUUCUCAAUUUUCUCUUUCUAUCACAUUCCCCCAAUCCAUCCUCACGAUGACAACGAUGCUGUACGUUUCAUAGCUUUCCUCCACAUCUUGUGAAGCACUUUAUUUAAAAUAGCAAACAACGGACCCACAACCGAGAGACUCCGUGUUUCUGGAGACCAAAUAUAAAACAAGGCAAUACUUCGAUCAACCCUGAUUUGAGGUUUUGGUCAAUUCCUCAAAAAAACUGCAUCUUCUCUCAACCGCAGCUCAGAUCACACAGCGCUAGCCGGUGAUGGCCGAGUCCAGGUAGCUUCAUUUAGCGAAUCUGUUUCCCGUUAUUUAGUGUUCAUCACUGGACGUGGUACUUUGGUCUGCAGCAGUAGACUGACACGGAGUGGAACCUGCAGCUAGAUUUCCACUUAUUUGUGUUUUUAAUAUGGUUAAAAGUGAUAUAUUGCAUUGAUUGUAUUAUAUUAUGUGUUGUGCUGAUGAUAUACGCCGUCUGAUACUGUGGAGCUCCUGUAUCUUUGAUCUGAGGUUUAUAGAAUGAUUUGUAUGUAAGUCUAUAUAUAUAUAUAUAUAUAUAUAUAUAUAUAUAUAUAUAUAUAUGCUUUUUAAAGGAUAUAUACUGUAUGAUCAUAUAGAAAUUAUAUAAAUGCGCAAAACAGUGGCAUAAAUUAACAGUAAAUGAAACCGUUUUAAGCUAUUCCACUUCUUCAUUAUGUAGCAGUUUAGAUAAAUCUAAAAAACUUAUACACACAUAUAUUCAUUUAUAAAAGUAUAAAAUAUGGAGCUUAAAAGUUAUAUAAUUUAUUAUACACAUAUUUGAAUGUCCCUUUUAUAUAUUUGAAUUAAAUGUAGCUAAAACGCUUUUUUAUUUGUGAAAAAUACAUUUCAAAAUCAGAUCUCUAUAUUUUUAGGUUUCACAGAUCUACCAGAUGUUUAAAUUCAGGCCUACAUUUAUAUGACUUUAUUUUGAAUCAAUUCAAUGUUUUAUUCAAAAAAAAAUGUGAAUUUGAAUUUUUUUAUUCUAAAAAAAAUAUGUAUCACAAUUUUUUAUCAAAAAAGAAUAUGGAUCAGAUUUUUUUAUUUAAAAAAAAUGCAUCUGUUUAUUUAUAAAAAAAUGUGGAUCAGAUUUUUUUUUUACUGAAAAAAAUAUAGAUCUGAAUUUUUUAUUAAAACAAUUAUGUAUCUUUUUAAAUAUCUGUUUUGAAAUAUGUUUUUUCAACAGCAAAUUUAUGAAUCCGAUUUUUUUUAUCUGAUUUGUUUUUAUCUGAAAAUGUAUGAAUAUGAUUUGUUUUAAACCUAAACAUUUAUUAAUCUGAAAUUUUUAUCUGAAAAUGUAAUAAUCAGAUUCAUUUUUUUUUAUUUGACAGUUUAUGAAGCUGAUUUUUUUUUCUAAAAUUCUAACAUUUUAAAAAUGUACAUUUUUCAAAAGUAAAUUUCACCACCAUGCAAAAUAUUUAUGAAGCAUCUAAAAUUAAAAGUAAAUUAAAUUUAAAUAUACAAAAGGCAGAUUCUAAUUUGUCAGCUUUUAAGCUCCAUAGAAUUAUUAUUGCAUUGUGUUGCGUGAGUAUGUUUUACUUUGGCCAAUAAAUAUUAUUUAUAUAUAUAUUUUAUUUAAACAUGGUGAAAUAGUGAAAUUACCUGCCAGUCAUAGUGGAGUGCCACCUGCUCAGUUAACCCACUGGCGCAGCUUUCGGCACACAGAAACGAAAAACAAAUAAAAACUGAGAAAAACACAAAAAAUAUACUAGAAAUAUAUCCUCCCUUUUAAUGUGAAAGCUGUUUUAAACUAGUUUGAACUUUACAUGCAUUUAAUGACUGUGUAUAAUGUUGAUGGAGCCAAUAUUUAACUUAAAAUGUGCCAGUAACUCAACUUUUAACAUCUUUUAUGUUUCUUUUAUUGUUUUUUUUUUUUUUUUUUUUUUUUUUUGGGGAGUGGGCAUAUAUAAUCAAAUUACUGUAAUGAUGGAUUCUUCAGCCAGACUGCCUUUUUUCAAUGUCCUGAGUGUGUAUAUAUAUACAUACAGUAUAUAUAAAUAUAUAAAUAUAAAAUCAGUGCUUUUUACAGGGUGUUUUUAAAUAAUCAUGGAGGAGGUUUGAUGUUUUUUCCACGAUGCUGAGAUUAAAACAGAGACUGAAACCAGUGCAAUGAAACUAGGCCAACAGCCUACAUGACGAAGCCGAGCCCCGGUGACUUUUAACCUGAAGCCGUCAGCAUCCUGCAACCUCCUCCAAAGCCUCUACAGCCUCAAACUCUUUUUAAAGCUGACUAGUUCAAAAAAAGAACUAAAAAUUAGUGAGCAAAUCAAUACCAAAUACUGUAUACCGUGUAUAUAAAUAUAUAUAUGUUACAAAUUAGUAUUAGAAUUACUUGGAAUAUAUUGUGUUGCUUUAACUUACUGUACAUUAAAGCUUUAAAAUUUAAAGUUAAAAGCAUUGCCUUCUUCUAUAAAGUUGUUAAAAACUAUCAGACAUUAUACCAGGUUUUGUUGAGAUAUAAAUGUGUUCUAUAUUUUUUUUAUGCUGUAACUUUUAUUUUCUUUCAAAUUUACUGACAAGGGCUCAUUUUCCCAAAAGCAUCUUCAUGUUAAAACUUCUUCACUACUAGCAAAGAAAUUCAGCAUUUGACUUUUAUCCUUUUUUAUCCCUUUUAACGUAAAAUUAAAGUAAAAAAUGCAAAAGUUUGCUUGAAAUGUGAGAACAAUUGGAUUUGUACGGAUGUGCCUCAGUCUAGAUGCUCUGGACACGCAAAUAAGCUAAAAAAAAUUUUCUUGAUUUAAAAUUAAAAGUUAAAAUAAAAAAAAAUUUAAAGCUCUAAUUUAGAUCUGUUUUUUUAUCGGAUUUUGUCUGAUUUUUUAAAAAAUGUAAAAAUGUAUGCAUUUGAUUUUUAAACUUUCAAAUGUAUGCAUUUAAUUUUUUAAAACCUAAAAAAUUAUGUAUCUGUUCUUUUAAAGCCUAAAAAACCCGCCUCUGAUUUUUUUAAAACCUGCAAAUUUAUGCAUCUGAAUUUUUUUAACCUAAACAUUUAUGCAUCUGAAUUUUUUUAACCUAAAAAUGUAUGCAUCAUUUUUUUAACCUAAAAAUUUAUGCAUCUGAUUUUUUAAAGCCUAAACAAAUGUAUGCAUCAGACCUAAAACAUUUAUUUAUUUGAUUUUUAAAAACAAACAAAAUAUGGAUAUGAUAUUUGUUUCACCUUAAAAUUGCAUUGAUCUGAUGUUUUAAAACCUGAACAUAUAUGGAAACCUAAGACCUGAUAUUUUAAAUCUAAAAAUUGUAUGACUCUCAUUAUUAACUUAAGUUAUAUUAAAUAUCACCUCAAAAGCUGAAACAAUUAAAGUAAGGUUAGCAUUAAUUUGGUAAAGAUUGGUUAAGAUUCUUUUGGGAAAUGCAGCUCAGAUCAGCGUUGUGUUAUCAUCUAUAUGAGGGUAUUUUGUCCUGUGAAAGUCUGUAUUGAUCAGCUUUUGAAGCCUUAUACUCACAUCUGCUGAUUCUGUGCAUUUAUAGAUAUGGGUAUAGAUAUUAUUAUUGAUCUGUUAUAGUCUAUUGGAACUUGUAUGGGAACCAGAUAGAAGAUUGUAUAACUGAUUAUUAAAGUAUAUUAAGAAAAAUA